CUCUUCGUGGCUCCUCCCCUAGCAGGGGCGGGGCGGCCGAGCGCCCGGAGGCUGGGUGCCACCGCUCAAGAGACAAGGGGGAGUGUGGGUUUGACGCCCCGGAAAGUAGCGGGUGGGGAACAUCACUGGGGAGCGUCCUGCGGGCCGGCCGAGGGUGGCGGGCUCAGGCUUCCCUUUGGAACAGCUUCCCUCACAUCUAUUCCCGGCCUCUUUGGAGGGGCGGGGCUUGCGUGUUUUACUUCCGGAUCCCACAGUUACGACACCGGAAGCCGGAAGUGGGAAUUUCGUGGGGGAGAAGGGAAGAGCGACCGCGGAACCGGGACUUUCUCGGAGCGACGGGGCCCGAGGAGCGCUCGCGGCCCGCUGCUCCCGCCCUUCUUACGUCGGACUGAUUCUGCUGAAAGGUGUGGUCCUCUUCCCCGAAGACAGGGUACCAUCGGUGGGCGUUCCGCCGCCUCCUAGAUUUCCCCCGGACGUCUAGGCUUCCCUCUCCUGUUGGGCCCAGACCUUGACUUGUUGGAUGAGCGGGCCCCCCUGGAAGAGUCAGCUGUGUGAGAUGGUGCAGCCCAGCGGUGGCCCGGCCGGGGACCAGGACGUGCUGGGUGAAGAGUCUUCUCUAGGGAAGCCGACCAUGCUCCACCUGCCUUCGGAGCAGGGCGCUCCUGAGACCUUCCAGCGCUGUCUAGAGGAGAAUCAAGAGCUCCGAGAUGCCAUCCGGCAGAGCAACCAGAUGCUGCGGGAGUGCUGUGAGGAGCUGCAGCGUUUCCAGGGCAACCAGAGGGAGGAGAAGGAGUUCCUCAUGCAGAGGUUCCAGGAGGCCAGGAGCCUGGUGGAGAGACUGAGUCUGGAGAAGGUCGACCUGAGGAGGCAGAGGGAGCAGGCCCUGCAGGAGGUGGAGCACCUGAAGAGAUGCCAGCAGCAGAUGGCCGAGGACAAGGCCUCGGUGAAAGCCCAGGUGACUUCCUUACUAGGGGAGCUCCAGGAGAGCCAGAGUCGCUUGGAGGCUGCCACCAAGGAGCGGCAGGCUUUGGAGAGCAGGGCCCGGGUGGCCAGCGAGCAGGCCCGGCAGCUGGAGAGUGAGCGGGAGGCACUGCAGCAACAGCACAGCGUGCAGGUGGACCAGCUGCGCAUGCAGACCCAGAGCAUGGAGGCCGCCCUGCGUAUGGAGCGCCAGGCCGCCUCGGAGGAGAAGCGGAAGCUGGCCCAGCUACAGGUGGCCUAUCACCAGCUCUUCCAAGACUAUGACAACCACAUCAAGAGCAGCGUGAUGAGCAGUGAGCGAAACCGAGGAAUGCAGCUGGAAGAUCUCAAGCAGCGACUCCAGCAGGCCGAGGAGGCCCUGGUGGCCAAACAGGAAGUGAUCGAUAAGCUGAAGGAAGAGGCUGAGCAGCACAAGAUUGUGAUGGAGACAGUUUCGGUGCUGAAGGUCCAGGCGGAUAUCUACAAGACGGACUUCCAGGCUGAGAGGCAGGCCCGGGAGAAGCUGGCCGAGAAGAAGGAGCUCCUGCAGGAACAGCUGGAGCAGCUGCAGCGGGACUAUAGCAGGCUGAAGGCCAGCUGUCAGGAGUCAGCCAGGAUUGAAGACAUGAGGAAGCGGCACGUAGAGGUCUCCCAGCCCCCCUUGGCCCCUGCCCCAGCUCACCACUCCUUUCACCUGGCCCUGUCCAGCCAGAGGAGAAGCACCCCCGAGGAGCCGCCUGACUUCUGUUGCCCCAAGUGCCAGUACCAGGCUCCUGAUAUGGACACCCUGCAGAUACACGUCAUGGAGUGCAUCGAGUAGGGCCGCCUGCCGAUGACCAGCCCAGGACACUGCAAUCUGCUUUCCUCUCCCAUCUGCCCAGUCCUGGAUUAUGGGCUAGGUGACAAAGAGCAGGUUACUUAUCUGAGCCCUAAGAGCUAGCUGUAGGACCUUACGCUUCAGCUCCCCCGUCUGCUGGUUCGCCUCUUUUAGGGUACACAGGGCCCCAGCGAGGCCUGAUGCUCUGCUCUUUUCAUUCGUGCUGUGUGUUUGAACCACUUGCCUCUGGGGCUCCCCUUCCACCCCCACUGGGGAAGUCAAGAAUCGAGGCCGGGGCUCCCAGAGAGAACUGCUUCCCAGGCUGCGAAGGGAGGGGCCCUUCCUCCCGGCCCAGCUCCAGCACAGCCCGGCGAGCUUGUGGGCCACGUGCCACUCCACGGGGAGGCUGCACCGCGGCAUUUGGCUUGUUGCCCGUCUUCUCGUCAUAAACAAGGCCGCAGUGGAAACCCACGCGCAUCAUUCGUGUGUGUCUUUGGGUCGGAUUCUUAGAAGCGGCAGUACUGAGCGUCCGCAAACAGGGUGGAUGGUGCUGGUGCCCCCCGUGCAGUUUCCUGCUGUCCCCUCAUUCCCCACAGCCUUGCCCUGGGGAGGGGUAUCCAACCUGUGGGCUCUUGCCAUCUGCCAGGCAUGCAUUUCCCUGGUAAGAGUGGGCUUGAGCAUCUCGCCGUGCUUCAGGGUCCUUUUCAGUUGGAGUGUGAAUGGCUUGUUCGUAGUUUUGCCCACUUUUCUCUUAGGCCAUUGCUCUUUUGUUCCUCGGAGUGCAGGAGCUCCUGGGUCAGUAGUGGAACCAGCCCUUUGGUGUGAUGGAAGUUGCGGUGGUCUUUCCCUGCUGUGAGUGUGUACUAGUGUGUUCUGGACUUAAAGUUGGCUAUUUCUGUGUAGUCACAUUUCCCCACCUUCCCUCCACUGCUUUGGUGUGGACUUGUUGCGACCACCUUGUAGUCUGAUGGGGGGAUGUCCCCACAAGUAUGCUUCUUCUUUCCUUUCCCCAACACCGCAGUGUGCUCUCGUCCUCCCCAAGAACAUUGUCGCCCAGUGUGAGUGGUGGUGGCGGUGGUGGUCGUGUUUCAUCACGUUCCAGAAGUCUGUGGUGCUGUUCCCUGCACCAGCCCCAAAUGCUCUGGCCUUGUGAAAGGAAGCCACUUGACAAUGCCUGGCAGGUUAGGGACACCAGAGGGCUCUUCCUGGUUGUUUGGCAACAUUGUGACUAUUUCUUGGGAUGUCAAAGCCAUGGGCAUUAAGCCUGCGAUGUUGUAAAGAAGACAUUAGAGGAAGAAUCUGCAUCAUUUUCUCCUCGGUGCCCUGGCUCUUGACUCUGCCCUCUUCCAAGCUACCCAGGCUAGGAAUGGGAUGUUGGGAAUCCAGCCCGGUGCUCAUCUCGCGGCGUUUCCUGCUGCUUGGCAGUGAGAGGGCUGACUAGAGGGGCGUUUCAGCCUCAUGCGGGAAGAUAGCUAGCAGCCCAUUCUGCCAACAGUCCUGCACUGGAAACUGUGUUGGCAUCUGCCGGGCGGGGAGAGACUUCCUGCUUCCUGAAGGCCCGGUGUCUAAUCGCAGGUGGUACUUGGGGGAAGCGUCAGACGCUUCCAGUUUGACCAUGGUUCCCUACCCAUGGGUGCUGCAUUUCAAUCCUAAUCCUGCAGUUUUUCUUGAGCACUUUUAGUUUUGGGGAGAUGUGUUAGUUUCCCCUGGGUGCUGUCAGAAAGUGCCACAAACUUGGUGGCUUAGAACACCAGGCAUUCAUUCUUUCCCAGUCUGGAGGCCAGCAGUGUGAAGUCCAGCUAUGGGCAGGCUUGGUUCCCUCUGGCGGCUCCGAGGGACAGUCAGUUCCACGCCUCUCUCCCAGCUUCUGGUGGCGGGGCUUGGUGUCCCUUGGCUGGUAGACACAUCACUCCACACUCUGCCUCCGUGGUUAUAUGCCCCCUUCUCUUCAUCUGACCAUGUCUUCCAUUCUGUCUCUUCUAAGGACAGCAGUCACUGGAUUUAGGAGCCACCUGUGCCAUCCAGGAUGAUCUCAUCUCGAGAUCCUCACCAUCAUUACCUCCACAAAGACCCUUCUUCCAGAUAAGCUCUAAGGUCCCAUUCUCAAGUUCUGGGGGUGGGGAUGUGUUCGAAUCUUUUGGGAGCACAAUUCGACUCAGUAUGGGGACGUCUGGAGGCCACAGAUUGGGACAGGUACAGUCACAAGCAGGUCUCCCCAGGACCGCAGCUCUGUUAGAGGCCAUGUUCUCCAGGCUGACGGUGCUGUUGGGCUGCAGAGGCAUAUGGUACUCUGUGGCAAGGAAAGCUGGGGUUUGGUGUGGGCCAUGCCCUUACAGGCGCAGGGACUGCUGUUCCUUAGGACAUCUCGUCUCCGCUGGACACCACUGCUGGGGUCCGUGCACGUGGGCAGAAGGGGGUAGGCUGCAGUAGGAUGGCACUGUUAGGCCACCGGCGCCCUGGGUGGUGGCUGCUGGCUGGGUAGGGACGGGCCUCGCCCUUCUAAGAGGGUGAACAAAGGCACAUAGGAGCCCUUCUCUGCCCAGCCCCCUCUCCUGAAAGGGUGUUGAAAGAAAGGAGGUGAGACCCAGCAGCUGUGAGAGGUGGAUAUUCUCUUCCCCGGGAACUUUCUUUGGGCUCUGGCGGUGGCUCCAGGUGGGCCACACAGCAGUGGCAGCAGCUGGGAGCUUUGCAGACGUUCCUGCCUGGGCCCUGGACCAGGGUCUGGUCUGGGCAUGGGACCGGGCGGUAGCUAGGAACUGUUGCUCUUUUGAACCUUCUCUUCUGCCUCCUUCCUUCUGUAGGGCUGACUGUGCAUUCGACACCAAGGAUUUUAAACCAGGCCGUUUGCCCGGAAGUGAGGGAUUCUGCUUUCUUCCUUUCUGGCUUUCCUUAGGUUGGGCUUCUGGAACAAGUGGUUGGAUUCCUUCGGUGAGGGAAGCAGCCUGCUUGCCUUAUUAGCUGUGGCCCCUUGAUAUUCACGACCCUGGGUCUGGGAGGUAGAGAUAAACAGCUAGAAGCACACCCUGCCAGAAAUUUUGUUCCCUGUUGCUCACACACGCACCCCCCCCCAUGUUACUGCUGCUCGACGCUCAAGAGAAAUCCAGAUGGCCAGUAAAAUAAGCACAAUAAGAAAGCAUUUCUCCCUUCGCUAGUAACUAAAACAACACAGACUCAACCUAAACCAAAAGGAAU
This is a messenger RNA of Rhinolophus ferrumequinum (greater horseshoe bat), 4969 nucleotides long. It is a transcript of the gene IKBKG, whose product is annotated as inhibitor of nuclear factor kappa B kinase regulatory subunit gamma. Gene Ontology annotation, molecular function: K63-linked polyubiquitin modification-dependent protein binding. Bases 521 to 1780 code for a protein of 419 amino acids. Gene Ontology annotation, cellular component: nucleus; IkappaB kinase complex; cytoplasm. Gene Ontology annotation, biological process: positive regulation of canonical NF-kappaB signal transduction. The transcript is spliced from 10 exons. The record is from RefSeq and is a predicted model, not a curated record. NCBI's taxonomy places the organism in Eukaryota, Metazoa, Chordata, Mammalia, Chiroptera, Rhinolophidae.